Molecule: messenger RNA, 819 nt
Organism: Penicillium diatomitis
Lineage: Eukaryota; Fungi; Ascomycota; Eurotiomycetes; Eurotiales; Aspergillaceae
Product: putative transcription factor RfeG
Exons: 3
Coding region: 1-819 (272 amino acids)
Source: RefSeq, a predicted model, not a curated record
AUGACAGGCCGUCAGAAUGAAUACUUCGUUCCAGGCGAUGGGAUCAACCGUGAGGUGAUUCAAGCCGAUAUCUGCCGCUACCUCGGGAAUGAUGCGCUCGUGAGGCCCGGCAAUCAUAGUGGUCGUCAAGGAUUCUUCAUCCGUGCCUAUCGAAAUCUGACCUCUGAGAUGAUUGCUGAUCUGAAAGCUGACUCCGCCCGUUGGGAAGCGGAGGCCUCGCGUGACGCCGAGGCAGGCCACCCGAGAGGUAGUUACAUUCACUACGUGAAACCAUCUCCGGCCCCGAACAGUGUCUCAGCGAAUUAUGCGACCUCGGCCAUUCACGAGGUUCGCCAACAACAGGGGCCCUCUCCAACCACAUAUAAUGCCGCUCCGGCUCAGCCCUAUCUGGACCCUUACAGUCAAAGUCCGUACAGUGCAGGCCAGAGUGCUCCUUAUCCCGCUCCUGCGUACACUUCUUCCCAUUCCCCCUACGGACAAGGCCAAGCUCCAUACCCUCCACCUCAAGUCACAUACUCUGGCUCUCAGCCACCAAUUGUGACCACAGCCGACACUCACCCCUCUUUAUACACCUACACGGCAAGUGGUCACAAUUACAGCGGCUACGAGGGGAAUUCCCGGAAUGCUCCCAGAUAUCCCGGCCCUGGUUAUGAUGAUUCAGACUAUUCUCCCGCAUCCUCCGGGAUUGGAUAUCCUGCCUCAACUUCUGCCGUGGAUGUACGAAUGACAAGUUCAAUGGAGCCCAGAUAUACCCCGGAGUACGAGCGCAGUAGACCCCAACCUACCAGGGAACGGGAACCUCACCGCGGACGGCGGUAG